AUGGAGAAAAUCAUGAGCAUACUGAAGCCGGGUGGAUCUCACCACGACGAAGCAAAGUACGCCAAGCCAGAAGGCUCAAGUGGUGCCGGUGCGACUGGUACUGGAUCGUCUGGUGUUGGGUCCAGUGGUUUGGGAUCGGACGCUGCUGCACAGAAUCCUGGCCAUGUUAACCUUCCGGAUCAAGUCAGGACAGAUCCUGGCGAGGAGAAGAAGGAAUCUGGCAUUCUGAGGCAGAUACUCAAUCCGGGUGGUGAGAAGUACGAUGAGCAGGCUUAUGGUACGACUGCACAUGCGGUCAAUGACCCCAAUGCGCCCAAGCUUGGAUCUGGAAGUGCUCUGCAGACUCAUCCUGCCCACGAGACGGAUAGCAAGGAUGUCUCCAGGCAGAUCUUAAACCCUGACGGCGAGAAGUACGACCCCGUCCGCUAUGGCUCGACAGCUCAAGCGGAUAGGCCCUUCGGGGUCCCAUCAGCAACCACUGUCAGCCCAUCGUCUGCACCACAAAUCGAGCCACUCCCAGCCGCGGAGGACAAGCAGUCAAUACUAAGGCAGGUACUCAACCCAGGUGGAGACAAAUACGACGAGCAGCGCUAUGGCGUAACAGGCAAGACCAUUCCGGGUACGGAAACCUCCUCCCUUCGUCCUGGUGCAGACCAAGGAGUGCCGUUGAGGACUGUGAGCUCGGAAACAGUUGCAUCAGGCAUGCCGGGUCCGUACGCCUCGAACAAGGCUGACAAGAUGCUUCCAGGCACGGAGCCGACUUCCUCUACCACAGGUACAUCUACCUUGCCAGACCGAAGUCGGGACAUCCCUGCCGCGGCUGGCUUGGCUGGUGUUGGCGCUGCUGCUACGCACCCGACCUCUUCGACCACGACUGGUGAGCACGGACGUUCCUUCCCGUUGAGUGGCGGAGCUACGUCCUCGUCUACUAGACCUACUGAGAGGCACGGUAUUGAGGAGACGAUGCGUGGACAGCCCGGCAACACCGACCAGUCACAUCUCGGCCGUGAUGCUGGCAUCGUCGGAGCUGGUGCACUUGGUGCUGGCGCCCUUGCCCAUCAUGAGACAGAUCGACCUACUCAUGGGACGUCUUCGGCAACAGACCCAACGUCUCGACACGGCGCCCUUGACACAUUGUCAGGAAAUCAUGGCACGUCAGAUCAGUCUCACCUCGGGCGCGAUGCUGGCAUUGUAGGCGCGGGAGCUCUGGGCGCGGGAGCUCUUGGCCACCACGAGGGUGACAGGCUUGGUCAUGACGACAGAAGCACAGCAGGAGGACUCAAUUCAGCUGGUCCUGGUAUCACAUCAGGUCUGGGCAGCAGUACAGGGGCUCCUCUAUCUUCCUCUCGUUCUGCCGACAUUGCUGGCGACACCUUCGGCUAUCAUCACUCAGACGAGAGACCUCACGAAGGCUACGUCCAUCAUGCACACGGUCCUCAUGCGACGGACACAGCUAACAGGCUUGACCCGCAUGUGCCUGGCGAGUUUCCGGAUGACUCUGGUCUAGAUAGGCACAGUAACGUCGGCCGUGAUGCUGCUCUCGGCGGUGUGGCGACUGGACAUAGUGGUCCCAUCUCGGCUACUACCAACACUGUCCCACACAGUACGUCUGGUACUCAAGGUGGUGUGCUGGGCGGCCAGCGCGAACCAGAGCAUCACUACGGCCGAGAUGCAGCUCUUGGAGCAGGAGCGGGAACAGCAGGUCUUGCUGGGUACGAAGCUCUCGGAGACCACGAUCGUCAUGCUCCUGUGUCUCAGCAGCGGGCUGUGGAUCCAGCAUCUUCCUUGUCUACGUCUCAGCCGCAUCACCAUCACGAUCAUCAACCCCACAACAGGAACGUGCCUAUCGCCGGCGGCGUUACGGGUGAGCCGAAGUUGACCGCCUACGAAGCUCAGCGCGCUCAGGCACCGUCGGCGUCCUCGCAGUCGCAACCGCAUCACCUAGGAAGAGACGCUGGUAUUGCGGCAGGCACUGGUGCUGGUGGUUUAGCUGGCUAUGAAGCAAUCAAGGAUCACGAUCGACAGGGUGGCAGGGUACAGGAGCAGCAUACUGGCUUGCUCAUGGACAUGAGUAAGGGCACUAUAGAAGGUGGAACGGAUGCGAACCCAGCUAUACACGGCCCAGGAGGUCUCUCAAGCAGUCAGCCUAUUGCAGAUUCGACUCGUCCUGGUGCAUCUCACCCAAUCCGCGACGCAGCUGUGGGUGGUGGCGCUGGCGCAGCUGGUCCUGGCGGCGCAAGCGCUCUUCACAACCGUGAGCACGAGUCAGCUCCUGUUGGUCAUACAUCUGGCCUGUCCUCUCAGCAGCCGCGCGAGAGCCAUCUCGGCCGCGAUACAGCACUUGGCGCUGGUGCAGGAGCCGCGGGUGUAGGCGGUUAUGAAGCCCUCAAACACCAUGACAACCAGACUGGUACUGGCUCCCAGACUGUGAAGCACGAUGAACCACACCACACAGGUAGAGACGCCGCUCUUGCAGGCGGCGCAGGUGCAGCUGGUGUCGGUGCAUACGAAGCUUCGCAUGAUUCUCACCACGGCAAGCUAGAAAAGACACCUCAUCAAGUUGAGAAACACGAGAAGGACUUGGAGAAGGCUAGGGAGAAGGAGGCUAAGCAUGGAGGCGAUCAUGGGAGUGGUGAAAAGAAGGAGAGUUUCUUGCAUAAGCUCUUACACCCUGGUGGCUCGAAGAGUCACGAGGAGCCCGAGAGAGGAAGGGAGCAUGCUCCUGUUGCUGGCACGACCGCUGCUGGUGCUACAGCUGGCGCGCAAUCGUCUUGGGAGAAACAGCAUGGUACUGGUGAGCAUGGUACCGGGCAAAGCAACGUGGCGCAUGAGAAGUACACUGGACUGCCUAUGGAUAUGAGCAAGGGCACUGGUGAGGGUGGUACCGAUGGAGCAUCACAGAUUCACGGUCCUGGCUCUACUGGAUCUGCUCUUGGUGCUGGUACUGGUGCAGGUCUUGCCUCUGGAACCGGUGCGAUGGGUCAGCAUGAUACUCCUGGCCACAGCCACGGCUCGAAUACAGCAGGCACUGGCCAGACGGUCAACGAGCCAAACACAGGCUUGCCCAUGGACAUGAGCAAAGGCACCGGUGUAGGUGGCACAGAUGGGGCGUCGCAGAUCCAUCCUCAUGGUCAUGCAGCUGGUACGAGCGCUAGUCUUGAAGGUGGUCGUGGUACGACAGGCACAGGCGUCGGUGUCGGGGAUGGUUCUGGUGUGGAGCCUGCUCAUGGAGGUCUGACGAAGCAUGAUUGGUAUGGGCCGAAGUGA
Molecule: messenger RNA, 3267 nt
Organism: Recurvomyces mirabilis
Lineage: Eukaryota; Fungi; Ascomycota; Dothideomycetes; Mycosphaerellales; Teratosphaeriaceae
Exons: 4
Coding region: 1-3267 (1088 amino acids)
Source: RefSeq, a predicted model, not a curated record